AUGGCGCCCAAACAGAAAGCCCAGAAGAUGUCCCUCGGGAACUUCUUGGCUGAUGAGAGUCUCGGAUCAUGGGCCGAUGAAAUGGAGGAUAUGCCCUUGCCUGCUGCCCCAGAGCCUCGCUCCCUCUAUGGCGGAGAACGUCGUGCUGUCAGCUCGACUGCGGGAUUCGGAAACGGCUUCAAUGACCGUGAGCGCCCUGCAUUCUCUCGUCCCGAUCUACCUCUUCCUACCGAGCCUCCCUUUACCGCUCAUAUCGGCAACCUUUCCUUCGAUGCCACUUCCAGCGACGUCUCCGAGUUGUUCGCCGAUUGCGAAGUCACCAACGUCCGCAUCGUUGAAGAUAAGCUGAACCGUAGCCCCAAAGGCUUCGGCUACGUCGAAUUUGCCUCUGUUGAAGGACUCAAGAAGGCGCUUACUUUCUCUGGCACGACUCUUCAGGGACGUGGUAUCCGUGUUAGCAUUGCAGAGCCUCCCAAAGAUUCUGCUUCCUCUCGGGACUUUAGCGACUGGUCUCGCAAAGGCCCUCUUCCAGACCUGCCUCGCCGUGGCAACGACCGCGGUGGCUUCAACCGUGAUUUCCCUGACAACGUUUCCGAAACUGGAAGUGCUCGUGGCAGCAGACGCCAAUUCGAGGGCGAUGGUAAAGCCCGUGACUUUGGUAAUUGGGAGCGCAAGGGUCCUCUCUCGCCCGUCGCUGCUGUUGCCGGACGCGAAGGCGGUCGUCCACGGAGCAACGAGGGCUCCAACUUCCGCAAAAACUCUCCCGCCUGGGGAGAAGGCCGUUCCCAAGACGGCUCUCGCCCACCUCGUCGUGAAUUCCAAGAGCGACCUGAACGACCAGAGCGCACCCCUACCGCAGCUGAAAUGGACAACCAAUGGCGCGCACGAAUGCGUCCUGACCCCGCCCCCAAGGAACCUAGCGCUCCUUCUUCACCUGUUGCCACCGCCGCUACUCCUGCUGCUUCGGCCGCUCCAGCAACGCGACCAAAAUUGAACUUGCAGAAGAGGACUGUGUCCGAGAACGUUCAAAGCCCGCCUCCUAGCGCUACUGGUGACUCAAAAGCAAGCCCCUUUGGUGCAGCUCGACCUACCGACACUGCUGCUCGGGAACAAGAAGUUGUUGCUAAGCGCGAACGUGCUCGCAAAGAUGCCGAAGACAAGUCCAAGGCUGAAAAGGCAGAGAAACAACGCCAAACCAAGGAGAAGGCCAAGGCAGAGAAGGCUGCAACCGGCGAGAAUGGUACCAAGGAGACUGACUCUGAAGCGCCAAAGAAAUCAACCUUUGAAGUUCUGAGACGCGGGGAUGAUGAGGCUGUCGAAGGCGAAACAGAGGAAACCAAGGAGGAAUUGACCGCAACCAAGGAGCAACCCAAGGAAGUCACCGAGAGCAAGACGAACGGCAGCUGGAGAAAGGCUGAGCCUGCCCCGGCUGCAGCCGACGAGGAGGGCUGGAGCACCGUUUCCACCGGCAAGCGCAACAAGGGACGUGGCCGGGGUUAUUAG
Molecule: messenger RNA, 1503 nt
Organism: Talaromyces amestolkiae
Lineage: Eukaryota; Fungi; Ascomycota; Eurotiomycetes; Eurotiales; Trichocomaceae
Exons: 6
Coding region: 1-1503 (500 amino acids)
Molecular function (GO): RNA binding
Source: RefSeq, a predicted model, not a curated record